Lytechinus variegatus (green sea urchin) is the source of this 2148-nucleotide messenger RNA. RefSeq names its product arylsulfatase A-like. The transcript is spliced from 6 exons. NCBI's taxonomy places the organism in Eukaryota, Metazoa, Echinodermata, Echinoidea, Temnopleuroida, Toxopneustidae. The coding region runs from base 81 to 1733 and encodes 550 amino acids. Gene Ontology annotation, molecular function: arylsulfatase activity. The record is from RefSeq and is a predicted model, not a curated record.
GCCAGACAGAUCACCUGACAUGCCUGAGCUGAGCUGACAUCAACACGAACAAGAAAAACAUUUUGAACAAGUUAACCACCAUGAAUUUGCAAGAUAUUUCUUUAAACUGCUGUCGAAUUGUUGCGGUGUUAAUGAUAUGGAUAUCAAAUUCAUAUGCUGCACAGUCUAAGCCAAACAUUGUUCUUCUCUACGCCGAUGACUUGGGUUUUGGUGAUCUGCAGGCUUACGGACACCCGACAAGCUCAACGCCCAACCUCAACCGUCUUGCAGCCGAAGGUCUCCGCUUCACUCAGUUUUAUUCCUCAGCUCCCGUAUGCAGUCCAUCGAGGGCUGCCAUUUUGACGGGAAGAUACCAUGUUCGUACAGGAGUCUAUCCAGGAGUGUUUGACCCUGCAUCUUCUGGAGGGCUCCCUCACAAUGAGACAACAAUAGCAGAGAUACUCCGCCCCCUUGGAUACCAGACGAGUAUCAUCGGCAAGUGGCAUCUAGGUGUUGGGAAGGAUGGUGAAUAUCUUCCUACUUCUCAAGGAUUUGAUCACUAUUAUGGCAUUCCAUACUCUCAAGAUUUUUGCCCAUGCUUAGUCUGCUUCUAUCCCGAAGACCCUUGUUUUGAUGACUGUCGCACCAAUGAAAGCCCAUGCCCUAUCUUCAACGACACAGUCAUCGUUGAACAACCCGCGAAUCUCGCCACCAUCGAGGCACGCUACACGAACCUUGCAAAGAAAUACAUCUCUGACAACGCAGCGGCGGACCAGCCAUUUUUCCUCUAUUACGCCUACCACCAUACGCACCACCCACAGUUUGCAGGAGAGCAGUUCCGCAAUACAACGAUCAGGGGCACGUUCGGCGACUCACUGGCAGAGUUAGAUUGGAGUGUUGGUGAGGUGUUGAAUCAGCUAGAUAGCAGUGGAAUAGCAGACAACACGUUUAUAUUCUUCACUUCUGAUAAUGGCCCAAGCCUUACUCGAGAAGUAAGAGGUGGAAAUGCAGGGCUUCUGAAGUGUGGCAAAGGUACCACCUAUGAGGGCGGUGUUCGUGUACCGGGUAUCGCACGCUGGCCCGGUCGCAUUAAUCCAGGUCGCACGAUCGAACUGGCUUCUCAGAUUGACCUCCUACCAACGAUUGCGAAUAUAACGGGAGCUACACUACCCGAGGUGCUGUUAGAUGGAGUAGACAUGAGCCCAAUACUGUUUGAAGGAAAGAAGAGUUUGAGAGAAGACUACAUCUACUACCCUGAAAACGCCAACCCCAAGAUUGGCAUCUAUGCAGUGAGAUGGCACCAGUACAAAGCACAUUAUUACACCCAGGGUGCCGGUACCAGCGGUUCCUUCAACCAUGACAAGGAUUGUCGACCCACGGCCAAUCGGACUUCCCAUAAUCCUCCACUUCUAUAUGAUCUUCACCAGGAUGCGUCAGAGCUUUAUGAUCUCAGGAACAGUACUUACUAUCCAGAAGUGAUUGCUGAGAUUGAACAGGUCAAGGCAAAAUUUGAAGCUACCAUGUUCUGGCCCAAAUCAGAGGUACGCAAACCGGACAACAAGAACUUAGAACCCUGCUGCGACCCCGGAUGCACACCCUUCCCAGAAUGCUGUCAGUGUCAUUCGGACAGUGACCGAGUAGCUAGUGACCACGAUAGUCAUUUACAUUGGAGUAAAGAGAUGUUAGGUGAGGGCUGGAGGUCAAGGCCAAUUGUACAGGUCCAGGAACAAGAACAUCUAAAUGGUCAUCGGUAACAGUGGUAGAGGAUGAUUUUUUUAACACUUGAACAAUAUGAAAGACGUUUUUUCCAGGAAAAGUUCUAGCUUAUACUUUCAGCAGCCCAAUUUGAAUUCAUUUAGAAAUGAAUUAUUUUGAGAAAAGGAAGUGCAAUGGCAAAAAAAAUUAUACUUUACAACCUUCUAUGUUUAAUGUAUCUAAGUUAUGCUUAGGAAAUUCAGGAGUGUCUCUGUACUUCAGUUUCUUUCCCAAUUUCUUGACUUGGCAUUUGAGCUACUAGGGUAAAAAAAAAAUAUAGCUGCUUUGUUUCAGCUUUUUAUUUGAUUUUAUAAAGUUUGUUAAUCAAAUUCUCGUAGCUUAAAGGUGUAAAAACAAAAAAUGAAAUAUUAAAGGGGAAGGAAACCUUUGGAACAAUUAGGCUUGUGUCGAAAC